AUGUGUCGCAGUGGAGGCGAUAGAGAGAAUCAAAUUAGUGCAACAGAUAAAGCUGUACUUGAUCUUAAAGUUCAACGCGACAAGUUAAAGCAAUAUCAACAACAGAUCAAUGUAGUUAUACAAAAGGAGAUCAAUAUAGCAAAGGAAUGUACAAAGAAUAAUAAGAAGAAACAGGCAUUGUUGGCAUUGAAGAAGAAGAAGUAUCAGGAGAAGUUGUUGGAGGAGACUGAUCAGAAUCUGUUGAACAUACAAGAGAUGAUAUCAAAGAUAGAGCAGGCAGAGUUCCAGGCAAAGAUAUUCGAGAGUCUUCAAAAAGGAAACGCUGCACUCAAACAACUCCAAAAGGAGCUGUCUCUCGAGGACGUCGAGAACAUCAUGGCCGAGACAGAGGAGGCUAUCGAAUAUCAGAACGAAAUAUCAAAGGCGAUGAGUGGACAAUUCUCAUCAGAAGAGGAGGAUGAGUUGUUGGCAGAGUUGGAGGAGAUUGAGAAGCAGCAGUUACAAUAUCCAGAGGUACCAAACAAUGAUAUCAAGAUUGAUCUGGAUCAUAUAUUGCCUGUUAAAUUACCAACGUCUGAUAAAGAGCCUGCAUCAUCAUCGUCAAACUCAACGGCCAAGGCCGAGAAGGCGCGUCAAGAGCCACAAUUAGCAAUGUAA
This is a messenger RNA of Acytostelium subglobosum LB1, 657 nucleotides long. RefSeq lists its product as hypothetical. Bases 1 to 657 code for a protein of 218 amino acids. The transcript has 4 exons. NCBI's taxonomy places the organism in Eukaryota, Evosea, Eumycetozoa, Acytosteliales, Acytosteliaceae. Gene Ontology annotation, cellular component: multivesicular body; ESCRT III complex. Gene Ontology annotation, biological process: vesicle budding from membrane; late endosome to vacuole transport via multivesicular body sorting pathway. The record is from RefSeq and is a predicted model, not a curated record.